AUGAUGCUGGGCGAGGACAGCACGGCGGGGCGGUACUGGCAGUCGGUCGGAGAGGAAGCGACGAAGCGCGGCGUCAAGGGCGUUGUCUUCCUUGGCGCGCACUGGGAGGUCAGCGGUACGGGAGUCGAGGUUGCCAGCAAUCCUGGGGCGAAGAGCGUGAUCAAGCAGCCCGUAGCAUGGGUGACGCCGGAUAAGUACGUCGACUACGAGAUCAACUCGUCGCCCGAGCUUGCGAAGCGAGUCCAGGUUGCCUUGGGAGACGCAGGAAUUGAGGCCAAGCUGAACCCCUCGGUCGAAUGGAUUCACGACGUCUUCCUCGUCCUAAACUGGAUGUUCCCGAAGAGCUCGCCGCCUGUGACCGUCAUCUCGACAAACGCCUACUACGACCCGUACUUCCAUGUCGCCAUCGGCGCUGCCAUCCGCCCUCUUCGCUACGAAGACAUCCUCAUCGUGGGCACCGGCGGAACCGUCCACAACCUGUACCGCAACGCUUGGCGCAACAUUAUUCUUUACCGCGACAACUUCGCUCAGACCAAGCCGCCCGAGCAGUGGGCGCUCGAUUUCCGCAACGAGACGCUCGAUGCGUUCACGAAGAAUUCGGGACCUGCGCUCCGUCGAGCAGCCAUGCGCCUGAUGCGCCACCCUCUCUUCCGCGAUGCACACGGCACCGACGAUCACUACGCACCCGUCUUGUUCGCCGCCGGAGCAGCAGGAGACCAGGACGACGAGGGCACGAAGAACACUUCGCCGGCGGAGGUGUGGGAGCUCGAGCAGAUGUGUAACACGCAAUUCCAGUUCGGUGAAUGGCACUGA
Messenger RNA from Rhodotorula toruloides NP11, 813 nucleotides. RefSeq names its product aromatic ring-opening dioxygenase family protein. The transcript is spliced from 5 exons. Bases 1 to 813 code for a protein of 270 amino acids. The record is from RefSeq and is a predicted model, not a curated record. Gene Ontology annotation, molecular function: ferrous iron binding; oxidoreductase activity, acting on single donors with incorporation of molecular oxygen; zinc ion binding. NCBI's taxonomy places the organism in Eukaryota, Fungi, Basidiomycota, Microbotryomycetes, Sporidiobolales, Sporidiobolaceae.